CAGUGCCUUUAGCUUUGGUUACUGUUGUUCGUCCUGCUUCAUGCAAGUUGAGAUUACUUUUUUUAGAACUUUCUGUUAGUUUGCGGUGUCCCCGUUUUGUCCAGACUUAACCUGUUUUGAAACAUCUGCCCUCUGUAAUCUCGGAGCAGAGUCGGAAAAUCUCGUCACCGAUGUAAAAUAACGCCUGCUGUCAUGUGACCCCAGAACAGGUGAUAAAAACUCUUUUCCUCUCCGAGAGGGCAGUAGAAGAGGGCUUCAGGAUGUCUGUACCUGGAAGCUUCUCGGUGCUCCGUGUCUUGUGGUUGCUAUCAGUGUUUGGCACGGUGCUCCCGCUGGACGGCGGCAUGCUCUUUCCCCAGGAGUCCUCCUUCAGAGAGGUGAAGGAGCUGAACGGGCUGUGGGAUUUCAGGGCUGACGGGUCCCCCAACAGGAACGAGGGCUUCGAGAAGGCUUGGCACAAACGUCGGCUGGCAGAGACCGGCCCAGUGAUUGAAAUGCCAGUUCCUGCCAGCUACAAUGACAUCACACAGGACCCCACACUAAGAGAUUUCAUUGGCUGGGUGUGGUAUGAGCGAGAGGUGUUCGUGCCGGCCCGCUGGAUCUCCGAUGAGGGAACAAGAGUGGUUCUUAGAGUGGGAAGUGCUCACUAUUACUCAAUAGUGUGGGUGAAUGGAGAGAAAGUGACAGAGCAUGAAGGUGGCCAUCUGCCUUUUGAGGCAGAGAUUAGUAGUUUAAUCCGCAAGGAACCAACAAAGCCAUGCAGAAUCACCAUCGCGGUAAACAACACCCUAACUUUGGAGACUCUUCCUCCAGGCACCAUCCAGUACAUGAAUGACAGCAGCAGGUAUCCUGAUGGUUUUUUUGUGCAAAACAUUGACUUUGAUUUCUUCAACUAUGCUGGGAUUCAUCGUUCUGUACUGUUGUAUACUACUCCUAAAGUGCAUGUGGAUGACAUCUCAGUGGAGACCAACUUCAUGGAUAACACUGGUCUUGUCAGAUACAAAGUAUCUGUUCAAGGUGGCUUCAACAACACUCUGAACAUUACUCUAAUGGACAAAGAUGGCCACUUUGUGGCCUCCUCCAAUGGGUCAUCUGGAGGGCUUAAAGUGGUAGAUGUGAAGCUGUGGUGGCCGUACUUGAUGCACGAGAAUCCAGGUUACCUUUAUUCUAUGAAGGUCCACCUAAUUGCAGUCAGUGAGACAUCAACAUAUGAGGAUGAGUAUACUCUGCCAGUUGGUAUCCGCACAAUAAACGUUACCAACACCCAGUUCCUCAUUAACAACAAGCCAUUUUAUUUCCAUGGGGUCAAUAAGCAUGAGGACUCUGACAUUCGUGGUAGAGGCUUUGACUGGCCCCUAAUUGUAAAGGACUUUAAUUUAAUGAAGUGGUUAGGGGUCAACUCAUUCCGUACCAGCCACUAUCCCUAUGCUGAGGAGAUCCUGCAGAUGUGUGACCGUCAUGGGAUUGUGGUGAUAGAUGAGUGCCCAGGUGUUGGCAUCAAAGACAUUCGCAGUUUUCGAAACGCCUCUCUGUCUCACCACUUGGUUGUCAUGGACGAGCUUGUGCGCCGGGACAAGAACCAUCCCUCUGUGGUCAUGUGGUCGGUAGCCAAUGAGCCCGCCUCAGAGAUGCCUCCUGCUGAAUUUUAUUUCAAGACUUUGAUUGAGCACACCAAAGCUCUGGACCAAACCCGACCUGUCACUUACGUCACAAUCGCUGCAGCUGACAUGGACAAAGGGGGUCCCUAUGUAGAUGUAGUGUGUGCAAACAGUUACUUUGCCUGGUAUUUUGAUCAAGGCCGGUUGGAUAUCAUUCCUCUUCAGCUGAGCACUCAUUUUGAAAACUGGUACAGAAAGUACCAGAGACCCAUCAUCCAGAGUGAAUAUGGAGCAGAUGCAGUUCCAGGGCUUCACAUGGAUCCACCCAUGAUGUUCACUGAGGAGUACCAGAAUGCUCUCCUGCAGAGCUACCAUGAUGUGUUCGACCAGAAGAGGAAUCAGUAUUUCAUUGGUGAACUCAUCUGGAACUUUGCAGACUUCAUGACAUCACAAGGAAUCUAUCGUGUGGUGGGGAACAAGAAGGGUAUUUUCACCCGGCAAAGGCAGCCCAAGGCGGCAGCGUUCCUCUUGAGGAAGAGGUACUGGAGGCUGGCUAAUGAGACGGGCAGACUGCUUCCUGACUGACUAAAUAACUCUGAUCACUCUGAAACUCUGAUGGUAGCCAGUCUGGGAAAUAGUCAACACUGUGUAAGCAGUAUGCUGAACCAAUACUGUGAUAUUGUGUCUGAACAACAUCUGUGUGUGUGUGUGUGUGUGUGUGUGUGUGUGUAUACAUAUUGAUCUUAACUAAUGAACUUUAUAAUACUUUAUUCCAGCUGUAGGGAACAUUUUACAGGUCUACAGUGAUUGAAAAUAGACUCUUGUGCCUUAUCUAUUGUGAAGUUCACCUUUUCUAAUUAAAGCCUCAAUUUAAAAAAGUCUGACGCAAAUUAUAAAAUAUAAUAUUAUAAAACUGAUUUUUUUAAACUGCAAUAAUUUGCAAAUCUCAUAAGCCUGCAUUUUAUUUAUAAUAGAACAAAGAAAACAUAUUUACUGUUUAAAGUGAAACAUACAGAAUUGAAUGGCAGUAGCACAUUUUGUAAAGAACCAAUUGAAUGCACCAACAAACAAACUACCUGAACAACCAGUGACUUAGCUCUCUCCCCCCCAAAGAUACCAAUGAAUCUCUCUAAAUAAAUUACACUGUCAGAUACGUCCCCUUCGAGCCCCCUACCAGGAAAGUUCAAAUGAUAUUAAUGCCACUGAAAAGCAGGCUAAAACCCACUAAACCAGUCUGUUUUUAAAGAGGACAAGACCUCAUUUUGUCAUGAGUCAACCCAGAAUUCAGACAAAAGGAGAGACCAAAAAGACCACAGAGUUUAUAGGACCAAAAUAUAUGUAAUUAAACUGACUGAAAAUUUUAGAACAAGUGUAGUGUAGUGGGUGCAUGGAUGCUUGUAAAUUAUAGCAUAUAUGCAAGAAAAUUGCUCAACUGAAUGGGAAGAAGAGAGAGCAAAACUCUUUUACAUAGCAGGCUUCAGUUCUUUGUCAGUGUCCUGGGGAAAGACAUGGGAUAAUUAUCACCUAUUGCCAAUAGGAGGUGCCAUAAGGGUGACCUGAUACUGGCACAUAGAUGUCUCCAGACAUGGACUCUAAUCAAUCAUGUGAAGUGUGGGUAAGAUGGGACAAAAGUUACUUAAGAUUUAGUUGAGAUUUCAUGUCCAGUGGGGAAUGAUCAAAAUUCUGGCACACAGCUAGCUACAAAAAAGCCCUUUCACAAAAACUCAAAAGCUUCAGAGUUUAACAUCGCCAAGGCUUAGAUUCAACUCACCAAAGGUAGUGUUGAUCCAAUCCAGGAGGAGUUAAAGUACAAAGCCUGAAAAUUGUGAAAAUGCCAGAAUUACACCUGACAUUUAAAGUGGCUGACUUCCUGUUGGGUUUAAGAUAUGGCUCCAAGAGACUUUUUUGAAGUUGUCAGGACAUUCCACAAGGCUGCUAAAUUUCAGACACAUGGAUGAAAUGUUACAGUAUAAACACUUGUAACAUUUAACUACACAUAACACUACAUUUUAAAAAUAAUAAUAAUAAUUUUGUAGGUGGCACUAUGACCCAUAAAACAUGAAAGCCUUUAUCAGUUUGGAGGCGUGUACCAGUUUUCAUGACUUCUUAGGUUUUUCAAGCCCCUCAACAGCAACUUAUUUCUUUAUGCUGAAUUCCCACUGUUGAAUGAGAAAUCACACUGUUCAUGAUAAAGCACCAUGAAGGUCUGAAGUUUAUUCAGACUGCUUUUGAAUUGGAUGUGGUCAGCCUGAGUGUAGCACUACAUCAGAGUAUAAAACAUCAUUUUGUGUUGCCACUAGGUGGUGCUCUCACUAUUGCUUGCUAUUGAUGUGUUCAGGUCAGGACUGGACAAUCUGUCUGAGUUAAAGCAAGGUUGUGUUUCAUUCGAAAUAUCAAAAUUUGCACCAGGGUCACACCCUUUGUUAGAAACUGACUGUUUUCAAAAUAAAGCAAUACCAACUCCUUGAGGCUUUUCUGACCAAAUUUUAGAUAGCUCAGGUCAACCACCCAGUCCUCCGAAGUGUAAAACAUGACAGUUUCUGUUGCCACUAGGUGGCGCUAUGAUUGUGAUUUAAUGUUUACAUAUGGAUCUGUUAUUAAUUUUAAUAUGCAUAACUCAAUCUCUGUGUUACAAAAUGUUAAGAGUUUGAGCAUGUUUAGGUGCUCAAAAGGGUGAUUUAUUUGAUGAAAUAGUGUGUGUAAAUGAAAAUAAACACUUGACACUUUUGUAAUGAAUUUAUUAAAGACAAUCUACUCAA
This is a messenger RNA of Haplochromis burtoni (Burton's mouthbrooder), 4357 nucleotides long. It is a transcript of the gene gusb, whose product is annotated as glucuronidase, beta. Gene Ontology annotation, molecular function: carbohydrate binding; beta-glucuronidase activity. The transcript is spliced from 12 exons. Lineage: Eukaryota; Metazoa; Chordata; Actinopteri; Cichliformes; Cichlidae. Gene Ontology annotation, biological process: carbohydrate metabolic process; glucuronoside catabolic process. The record is from RefSeq and is a predicted model, not a curated record. The coding region runs from base 261 to 2183 and encodes 640 amino acids.